AUGAGCUAUUCUUGCACCAGCCGGGGCAACAGCCAGGACCCGUCGAGCGCCAAGGAGCCUGCCGCUGAUAAUCCGGCCAGAGACGCCGGCGGAGACGCGGACAGCGGCGGCAGAGACGGCCCGAGGCGCACGGCGGCGAUGAGGGUGAAGAAGGGAUGCAACUCGACCGACGUGGGGGUCCCGAUGACCACGGAGGAGGACCUGCUGGCCAGCGCGGUGGUCAGCCCGGAGGAUGUGCUGGGUCUGCAGAGGAUCACACAGGAUUAUCUGUGCAGCCCGGACGAGAACAUUUACAAAAUCGACUUCACCAGGUUCAAGAUCAGAGACAUAGAGACGAGCACGGUGCUGUUCGAAAUCACCAAACCUCCCACAGAUAAAUCAGGGGAGAAGAGGGACAUCGACCCAAACGCCGGCCGGUUUGUCCGUUACCAGUUCACCCCGGCUUUCCUCCGGCUGCGGCAAGUUGGAGCCACCGUUGAGUUCACAGUCGGAGAUUUGCCCAUAGAAAACUUCAGGAUGAUCGAGAGACAUUAUUUCAGAGAGAAGCUGCUCAAGAGCUUCGACUUUGAGUUUGGCUUCUGCAUGCCGAGCAGCAAGAACACCUGCGAACACAUCUACGAGUUCCCUCCUCUGUCCGAGGACGUCAUCAGGGAGAUGAUCCUGCACCCGUACGAGACGCAGUCCGACAGCUUCUACUUUGUGGACAAUAAGCUGGUGAUGCACAACAAGGCAGACUACUCGUACAACGGUGGCACGUAGAGGCGACACACACUCACCGACGCGAGACAGAUGGACGCACGGACGGUCCUGAGGGAGGAUCAGAGUAAACUGACAGUUUCUCCAAUCGUCUCUCCUGCUCCGUCUCUGUCGCCCUCUCAGAGAAUUCCACAGAGGAAACACCCAUUCGAAUGUGUCAGUUGAAUUGUGAGUUGAGUUUGUCCGAGGCCUAAAAAGAAGUGCGCACAAACACACACAUAGUGCACGGCUCGGUGCGACGUGUGUGUUUGUAACAAAGUGAGAAACAUCAGAGGAGUUUUGCUCUUUAGCCACGUCAUGAAGCAUAAAACUGGAAAAACUCUGUAUCUUGAAAUAUUUAUAGAAAUUAUUUGUUUCAUUGAUGUACAUGUUAGAAACAAAUCCUCCAAAAAUGUGUUUUUUUAGUUUCAACAAGUUUGUGUGUGUGGCUGUGUGUGUGUGUGUGUGUGUGUGUGUGGGUGUGUGUGUGUGUGUGAGUGUACUAGAGCUGGGUCGAUUUCUGGUUUUGGUUUGUGAUCAUGACAGGUUCUGGCAAAUUAAAAAUUAACCUACACCAGCAAACUGUGCAGACAGCCUUUCAACCACCGUUAAUCCUGAAAAGUAGGACAACAUAAUAAGUAACACUUGAAUGGUGGAGGGCACACCUCCUCCAAUUAGUCCCCUUAUGAAACCACAUUUAGAUUCUCUAGCACCAGAUGUCACACACUCAUAAAUAUCAGAAGGUGAGAAGUGUAAACACAUCCAGGACGUAAAGCCAGAGUAGUGAGACGCUCAGUUUUCAUGAUUCAGUCUCAUUUAACAGCUUUUUAACGACUGUAUUAUAGUUAAUAAAUAAAAUGAGAGGCCUCCGAUGAAAAACUAAUAACAUGUGUGGAAGUGAAUAAACUUAUUCUGUAUUCAUCUUUCUAUCUAGUGUCUAUUAUGGUUUUGACCAUGUUGGAAUCUUUGUGUUCCAAGUAGCCUCUGCUGGAUCAAGUGCAACACCUAAUGGUAAAAGUCGUUACACCGGUCUGGUGUGAAUUUGGCUCAUUGUUUCAAAUCGGUUGUUUGGUUUUUACAGAGGCCCAACCCUACUGCACAGUGUGUGUGUGUGUUUGUGUGUGUGUGUGUGUGUGCGUCUGAAGUCUGAUUACUGUGUGUGGUAGCAAUAUAUGAACUUAAAUGUCAGUUGUGUGGUCAUCAGGUUUAAAAAGGUCUAAAUAGAUACCAAUCUGUUAGCACAUUUUCUCCAGCAGACAGUAAAUUAGCUAUUAGUUCAUAUUUCCUUUUUAGGUCUGUUCUUUAUUUCUUAUUUCUCAAGUCGCUGUGUUGACCGUGUGGGGACCAAGCGUUUGUGUUUACUGUCACUGUUCAAAGCACAGCGACUCUCUUGAGCCACAUCGUCCAAGUUAACAUAUCGCCUUUCAGGAACUUUACAAGAAAAGAAAAUGUAGCAGAAGACUCUCAGAGAACAAAUCACCCCCAGAUGUAUAGAUAUUUAUUUAUAUUGUGUGUGAUGUAAGGUCGGUCUCUACUUUAAUUCUUGUGUCAUUUGUCAAUUUUCUCAUUUUUUGUGUUGUUUCUGCCUCUCAUACGUCAUUUUCGGUCAGGAAUCGUUCCUGGUACUUUUUUACCGGAGUGUUUUGAUCUGCUGUUAUUUGAGGGCAGUUAUUUAUUAAUCACCUUCACAUCAUAAAGAAAAUCAGUAACUUAACUACCAAACCCAUUGCACGCACAUUGCAAAUAGCUUACAAAAAACAUAUUUUCCCACUAUUACUUGAAUGCGCCUGUUUGAUUCAUUCAUGUGUUCAAAGUUAAUAAAGUCGAAUCAAGGGUUGGAGACACAUUAGCAGCAAGAAGUAGUGAAACAGGCAGCAGGGAACUCAGGUUGGCUCGGGUCCACUUGAAUGUGCAGCAGACGUAUUUAUGACCUACUUUGACUUGUGUAAAUAUUUUGAACCGAGGUCAAGUUUUUGACGAAUCAAACGUUGGUGAGAUGAAUUAAAAAAUAAACAAAGAUUUAUGGGUCUUUUUGGAAA
Molecule: messenger RNA, 2774 nt
Organism: Pleuronectes platessa (European plaice)
Lineage: Eukaryota; Metazoa; Chordata; Actinopteri; Pleuronectiformes; Pleuronectidae
Gene: unc119a2
Product: unc-119 homolog b (C. elegans)
Exons: 5
Coding region: 1-759 (252 amino acids)
Biological process (GO): nervous system development; negative regulation of caveolin-mediated endocytosis; lipoprotein transport
Cellular component (GO): spindle pole; intercellular bridge; centrosome
Molecular function (GO): lipid binding
Source: RefSeq, a predicted model, not a curated record